Messenger RNA from Penicillium canescens, 4683 nucleotides. It is a transcript of the gene atrF, whose product is annotated as ABC drug exporter AtrF. The transcript has 2 exons. Bases 1 to 4683 code for a protein of 1560 amino acids. Gene Ontology annotation, molecular function: ATP binding; ABC-type transporter activity; ATP hydrolysis activity. Gene Ontology annotation, cellular component: membrane. Lineage: Eukaryota; Fungi; Ascomycota; Eurotiomycetes; Eurotiales; Aspergillaceae. The record is from RefSeq and is a predicted model, not a curated record. Gene Ontology annotation, biological process: transmembrane transport.
AUGGACGCCGAUUUCCGUGCAAUGGACUCUCACCAGGAGCACUCGGUGUCCGAGUCCAGGACUUAUACUUCCUCUGCCCAACACUCUAGUUCGAAUGGACAGAACUAUCACAACGAGUCCUCCGCCCAAAACUUUGGUUCCAAUGGACAAAACCACCAUACCGAAAACUCCGAGGAGCCCUCCGAACAGUCCGCCUCUAUCGAACAGGUCAACAACCAGACCGCAGAACCCAUCAAAUUGACCUCCACCUCCUCAUCCCUGAGCUCAUCUCUUGCAAGCGAAGAUGGCCGCUGGGGUGAGCAGGAGAAGGGCGAGCCUGUCUCCCGCCGCGGCGCAAUGGAAGACCUGGAGGAAAUGCGCCGCGAACUGACCCGUCUCAGUCUGCACCGCACCCGGUCGACCACUAAGAGUGCCCGACGCCUGAAGUCACGCACCAGCCGCCGCGACGAGGAGAAGGGCAAGGAGGAGGAAAGCGAAGUCGAGACUGAGGACUUCGAUCUGGGUGAGUUCCUCAUCGGUGGUCAUCUGGAGCGCCGGACCACCGCCGGCGAACCCGCCAAGAAGGUCGGUGUGGUCUUCAAGAACCUCACCGUCAAGGGUGUCGAGACUGGCGCAUCGUUUGUGCGUACUCUCCCCCACGCCGUGGUGGGAACAUUCGGUCCGGAUCUGUAUAACCUCGUCUGCCGCGGUGCGGUGCGUGAGGGUGAGAUGAUGCUCGUGCUGGGUCGUCCUGGGGCGGGUUGUACCACUUUCCUCAAGGCCAUUGCCAAUGACCGGGCUGCGUUUGCUGGUGUUGAGGGUGAGGUCAGCUAUGGCGGUCUCUCGUCUGAAGAUCAGAACAAGUACUUCCGUGGCGAGGUCAACUAUAACCCGGAGGAUGAUCAGCACUUCCCUUCUCUCACUGUCUGGCAGACUCUGAAGUUCUCCCUCAUCAACAAGACCCGCAAGCAUGACCGUGAAAAUAUUCCUGUUAUCAUUGAUGCCUUGUUGAAGAUGUUCGGUAUCAGCCACACCAAAAACACACUUGUUGGUAACGAGUACGUGCGCGGUGUGUCGGGAGGUGAGCGGAAGCGUGUCAGUAUUGCCGAAACCCUGGCCACCAAGUCGUCCGUCGUCUGCUGGGACAACUCAACCCGCGGUCUGGAUGCCAGCACCGCUCUGGACUACGCCAAGUCUCUACGCAUCAUGACAGACGUCAGCAAGCGCACAACCUUCGUCACUCUUUACCAAGCCGGUGAAAGCAUAUACGAGCUCAUGGAUAAGGUCAUGGUCAUCGACGCCGGCCGUAUGCUCUACCAAGGUCCCGCCAACGAGGCCCGCCAGUACUUCGUCAACCUCGGCUUCCACUGCCCUAGUCAAUCCACCACUGCCGACUUCCUGACUUCCCUCUGCGACCCCAACGCCCGUCAGUUCCAGCCCGGCCGUGAGGCGUCUACCCCCAAGACCGCCGAGGAACUCGAGAAUAUCUUCAAGAACAGCGCCUCCCACAAGUAUAUCGAGGAUGAUGUUUCCAGCUAUGAGAAGCGUCUCCAAGAUACCCAACAGGAGGAUACCCGUCGCUUCCAGUCGACUGUUGCUCAAUCGAAGAGUAAGACCGUCUCCAAGAAGUCGCCGUACACCGUCUCGCUCGUGCGCCAGGUCAUGGCCUGUGUGCAGCGUGAGUUCUGGCUGCUGUGGGGUGACAAGACGUCUCUCUACACCAAGUACUUUAUCAUCAUCUCUAACGGUCUCAUUGUCUCGUCCCUGUUCUACGGAGAAUCACUCGAUACCAGCGGUGCAUUCUCGCGUGGUGGUGCUCUCUUCUUCUCGAUUCUGUUCCUUGGUUGGCUCCAGCUGACCGAGCUGAUGCCUGCUGUGACUGGACGUAGCAUUGUUGCCCGUCACAAGGAUUACGCUUUCUACCGUCCGUCUGCUGUCUCGAUUGCCCGUGUGGUGGUUGAUUUCCCGGCUAUCUUCUGCAUGGUUGUGCCGUUUACGAUUAUCGUUUACUUCAUGACUGGUCUCGAUGUGGAUGUUUCCAAAUUCUUCAUCUACUUCCUGUUCGUGUACACGACUACUAUUUGCAUCACUUCGCUCUACCGCAUGUUCGCUGCCCUGUCGCCGACCAUCGAUGACGCGGUUCGUUUCGCUGGUAUUGGACUGAAUUUGCUCAUUAUCUACGUCGGCUAUGUGAUCCCCAAGCAGAGCUUGAUCUCUGAUUCGAUUUGGUUCGGUUGGUUGUUCUAUGUGAACCCGAUCUCGUACAGUUACGAGUCCGUUUUGACGAAUGAGUUCACUGGUCGUAAUAUGGAGUGCAACCCAUCUCAGUUGGUUCCUCAGGGCCCUAAUGUUGACCCGCAGUACCAGGGCUGUGCUCUGACUGGAUCAACUCUUGGUAGUACUUCUGUUUCUGGAUCUCAGUACUUGGCAACCAACUUCCAAUUCACGCGUCACCACAUGUGGCGUAACUUCGGUGUCAUCAUUGCCUUUACUGUCCUGUACAUCCUGGUCACUAUCUGGGCAGCUGAGUUCCUCUCGUUCGGCGGCGGUGGUGGCGGUGCUCUGGUCUUCAAGAAGUCUAAGCGUGCUAAGAAUAUCGCUGCUCAGACUACCAACGGGAACGAUGAGGAGAAGGUCGCCAACGCCACCGACAAUGCCGCUCUCGCCCAGGGUAAGGGCUCUUCUGGUGAGGAUGCUGCUUUCAGCCGUCUUUCCGAGAGUGAGCGUUGCUUCACCUGGCAGAACGUUGAAUACACAGUCCCCUACGGAAACGGAACACGCAAGCUUCUCAACGAUGUCAAUGGCUACGCUAAGCCUGGUGUCAUGAUUGCUCUGAUGGGUGCCUCCGGUGCCGGGAAGACUACUCUGCUGAACACUCUGGCUCAGCGCCAGAAGAUGGGUGUCGUCACUGGAGAAAUGCUCGUCGAUGGCCACAACCUUGGACCUGACUUCCAGCGUGGUACUGGUUUCUGUGAGCAGAUGGAUCUGCACGAUAACACCUCGACCAUUCGUGAAGCUUUUGAGUUCUCUGCGAUCCUCCGCCAGCCCCGUGAAACUCCACGUCAGGAGAAGAUCGAGUAUGUCGACCGUAUCAUUAACCUUUUGGAACUUGAGGAUAUCCAGGACGCCAUUAUCGGCUCUCUCAAUGUCGAGCAGAAGAAGCGUGUCACCAUCGGUGUGGAACUUGCAGCCAAGCCCAGUCUUCUUCUGUUCCUUGACGAGCCUACUAGUGGUCUCGACAGUCAGGCCGCGUUCUCAAUUGUCCGAUUCCUCAAGAAGCUCUCCCAAGCUGGUCAAGCCAUCGUCUGUACCAUCCACCAGCCCUCUUCCAUGCUCAUCCAGCAAUUUGACAUGAUCCUCGCCCUGAACCCCGGCGGUAACACGUUCUAUUUCGGCCCCGUCGGCAAGGAAGGCGCCGCAGUGAUCAAGUACUUUGGCGAUCGCGGCUUCGUCUGUCCACCCUCCAAGAAUGUCGCCGAAUUUAUCCUCGAAACUGCCGCAAAAGCAACCCAGCGCAACGGCAAACACGUCGACUGGAACGAAGAAUGGCGCAACUCGGACGAAAACCGUGCCAUGCUGGCUGAAAUCGAACGCAUCCGCACAGAGCGCAGCAAAAUCCCCAUCGAGCAAUCAAACGGCACCCAAAACGAAUUCGCCGCGCCAACCUCCACCCAAACAAUCCAACUCACAAAACGUCUCUUCCUCAACUACUGGCGUGACCCAUCCUACUACUACGGCAAACUCUUCGUCAGCGUCAUCAUCGGCAUCUUCAACGGCUUCACCUUCUGGAUGCUCCCCAAUACAGUGGCAUCCAUGCAAGACCGCAUGUUCUCCGUCUUCCUAAUCAUCCUAAUCCCGCCAAUUGUCCUGAACUCCAUCGUCCCCAAAUUCUAUAUCAACCGCGCCCUCUGGGAAGCCAGAGAGUACCCGUCCCGCAUCUACGGCUGGGUCGCCUUCUGUACAGCAAACGUCGUUUGCGAAAUUCCAGCAGCCAUCAUCUCAGGUCUGAUCUACUGGCUGCUGUGGUACUACCCCGUCGGCUUCCCAACAGACUCCUCAACAGCGGGCUACGUCUUCCUCAUGUCAAUGCUCUUCUUCCUCUUCCAAGCAUCAUGGGGCCAAUGGAUCUGCGCCUUCGCGCCCUCCUUUACAGUCAUCUCGAACGUCCUCCCCUUCUUCUUCGUCAUGGUCAACCUGUUCAACGGUAUCGUCCGUCCCUACGCCAACUACCCCGUCUUCUGGAAAUACUGGAUGUACUACGUUAACCCGACUACCUGGUGGCUGCGUGGUGUCCUCUCUGCCGUUUUGCCCGCUGUCCAGGUCGACUGUGCGACCCAGGAAGCGACGCAUUUCAAUCCCCCGCCUGGUCAGAGUUGUGAGGCUUAUGCUGGUGACUUUGUUAGUCAGCUUGCUAAGGUUGGGUAUCUGGUUAACCCUGAUGCUACAUCUGAUUGCCAGUAUUGUCCCUAUAAGGACGGGUCCGAGUACAUGGCCAAUCUGAAUGUCCAUGCUGGUGAUAAGUGGCGUUGUUUUGGUAUCUUCUUGGCUUUUGUUAUUAUUAACUGGGCUUUGGUUUACUUCUUUAUUUACACCGUUCGUGUGAGAGGUUGGGGCUUUGGUCUUGGGUACCUCUUUGGUGGUGCUGGAUUGAUUGUUGAUCGUGUUAAGGGUCUGUUCAAGGGGAAGAAGAGUGAGCAGGCUUGA